AUGCUUAUGGAGGCAAAAAAAAGCAGGAACAGCAGCUUCGCCAUCACCUACUCCCCAUGCACAGCUACAACCCUGCUGAGGAGCCACCCUAGGCUGAGUGUGGAAGACCCCAAGGUGUACAUGGUGGACCAAAUGGCCACCAGCAUAAGUGAACACCCUUGCUGGGUGUCAAACACGACCUGCCCCACUUUCCCCGAUCUUAGAACAUGGGGUCCUGGAGGGCUCAGGGCCUGCUGCCUGCCCUGGCCACCUGCACUCACCCAGCUCUCCCUGCUGGGUACUGGGUCUCCUUCCUCCUCCCAUCCAACCCCAACAGCACCCAUUCCCUGA
Molecule: messenger RNA, 330 nt
Organism: Lipotes vexillifer (Yangtze River dolphin)
Lineage: Eukaryota; Metazoa; Chordata; Mammalia; Artiodactyla; Lipotidae
Source: RefSeq, a predicted model, not a curated record